ACAUGUGAUUGUUUUCAAACGAUCACUCAUUUCUGGCGGGUUGACCAAUUGAAACGGUGAUUUUUUUGCAAUGAGUGACCAAUGAUGAAAAUCGUUGGCCAUGCCUCUAUAUCUUAACCCCUCACAGUAACGAGAUAUAACAGAAAUAUCUAGAUCGGACAUUUGCGCCUGUACUUGAUGUGUGCGCAGGGUCUUAUUGUUCGCCGGUUCGCGGGACCGAUCAUGCUUCAAACAAUUGCGCAGUACUGUAGGGAGUUUGAACAAAGGAUAGGCUUGGAUACAUUUUACACUGAUCAAAUAUCGCAUUUGCGUGACAUUUUACAAGCUUGUCGUUGCGCUGUUGGAUGUGUGCUACCAUCUGCCUCUACACCAGCCAUUGCUCACGUUGAAAGAAAGAACACGCAGGCAGGCUUCAAGAUCAGACAUCUAUAAUCAAAGCAACGAGAACAUGAGUGCAGUAACUAGAGAGCACCCAUGAUUCGAGCAGGUAGUGAAUCGAAUAUACUGUAAUUGUAGAAUGAAUAAAGUAUGAUAAAAGUAGUCGAUGAUGCAAACCCGCAUUUCCACGCUUCCGUUGGUGGGGGGCGGAUAGAUGUUCCAACGCCCACUGACCCACACCCGGUGCCGAUCAUCCCCUCCAACCCCACUUAGCUUUCCAUUCGUUUUCUCUUGAUCUAAAGCAUGUCGACGAGUACUCGUACUCAUCGGGAAUUGCUCUUGAGCGUUGACUUGAAGCAUGACGGCUGGGCUAUAUAUUGCAAAGAUUUGAUCGAAUUCAC
This is a messenger RNA of Periconia digitata, 779 nucleotides long. Lineage: Eukaryota; Fungi; Ascomycota; Dothideomycetes; Pleosporales; Periconiaceae. The record is from the annotation of a GenBank genome assembly.